AUGAAAGUCCGUUUCUCUCGCUCUCAUUUUGGUUGCCGCACAUGCCGAGUCCGCAGGGUGAAAUGCGACGAAGCUCAGCCAUCGUGUGGCCAAUGCCAAAGUACCGGCCGGACAUGCGAUGGUCCGUCUCUGAACAUCAGACCCUAUAAUCGUCAAGGUCCGACCAUAUUGUUAACGCCAGCCACGAAGCCCCGCCUCAGCUCCCACCAAAUCCACAGCUUCACCUAUUAUCUGCACCACGCAGGCCCGGGGCUAGGUAGCUCGCUCGACAGCGACCUGUGGGGCCGCCUCCUUCCCCAAAUCAGCCAAUCCAAUCAAGCAAUUCGCCUUGCGCUCCUCUCGAUAAGCACUUUGUAUGAAAACCCCGUGAACGGUGUGCAGCAGGAUGUGUCGUCCUUAGCCAACGAAGGCCACCGAAGGGCCACGGAAUGGUACCAACAGAGCAUCUCUGCCGCUCUCGGAUCUCAAGCUUCCGAGGAGGAGCUUGAGAUGCAGCUGGUCAGCUGUCUCUUGUUCAUGUGCAUCGAGACGCAGCAACUCAAUGUGCUCAAUGCCAUGAAACUGCUCGAGAUGGGCUAUGGCUUGUUGGCGAGGUACAUGAGUUUGCAGGCUGAGAAAGGGCGGAGCCCGCCUACAUGGAUGGUCUCAUACGUAUAUCCUUUGUUUCUCCGCCAAAGGACACUGAUCGGAGUGUCACGCUAUCUCCUGCCCACGCACUUGUACGCCGUCGUGGCUCAACUCAUGCCUCCAGAAGACGCCACGAUGAAUUCGUUGGCCGAUGCCCGCAAUCAGAUUUACGCCAUCAUGUACCUCGCAGCCCAGGUCACCAGUACCGCCGAGCAACCAUACCGUGAGACACGGGAACCGACCACAUCUCAGCAUAUCUUCAAUAGAUUGGAGCAAUGGCACGCCAAGGUCACAGAACUAAGGGCACGCAGCUCCUUCUCCCAGGGAGACGAGGCAGCAUACCACGUCUUGAUGACCGCCUACUGGAUGUCACUCAUCUGCGUAACUCGAUGUCUGUCCUUUUACCCUUCUGAGUCUCGAAGACCGCAUCCCUCCCUUAUGGCCAGCGAAGAGUAUCGCCGAACUUUCUGGACCGUCUUGUACCACGUCGAGCAAGCGCUGAACCACUCGCCCUACAUCCCGCCAUCCUCUCCCAAAUCGUGGAAGACGCCCUCACCCCACGCUUCACCCACGCCCCCACCACCCGCCAGAAAACCCUUCAAUCUCGACGUCGGCACCAUCGGCGCCUUGCACUUCGUCGCCGACAACUGCCGCGUCCCCGAGAUCCGCCGAAAGGUCAUCGCGCUGCUGCACCGAGAUGCCCUCCAAGAAAAUCUGUUUGAUUCACAGCAGAUGGUGGAGAAGGUCAAGCAGUGGAUGCUGGACGAGGAGCGUGGCUGGGGUUGCUGUGCCGAUGGUACAACUUGGUUCAGGGAGCCUGCUGAUCCGUCCUCGCAAGGGGCUGAAGUAGUAUUUGGUACUGGUAUCGAGCUCCUGGCGCCGAACGAUCCCUUGGUGCUCGCGGGCCGGGAAUGA
This is a messenger RNA of Cyphellophora europaea CBS 101466, 1542 nucleotides long. RefSeq lists its product as uncharacterized. The transcript has a single exon. Gene Ontology annotation, biological process: regulation of DNA-templated transcription. Gene Ontology annotation, molecular function: DNA-binding transcription factor activity, RNA polymerase II-specific; zinc ion binding. The coding region runs from base 1 to 1542 and encodes 513 amino acids. Lineage: Eukaryota; Fungi; Ascomycota; Eurotiomycetes; Chaetothyriales; Cyphellophoraceae. The record is from RefSeq and is a predicted model, not a curated record.